Messenger RNA from Echinostoma caproni, 2619 nucleotides. The record is from the annotation of a GenBank genome assembly. Lineage: Eukaryota; Metazoa; Platyhelminthes; Trematoda; Plagiorchiida; Echinostomatidae.
CACAAAGCACCCACUUUCGCAGUGAUAAGCCGUGGUGUGUACAAUCGCUUACACAUUCUUCAACGCCUUCAGAAGGAGGGGAUCUGUUUGGAUCAGUUACAAAAACCAAGAAAUACAGUUUCACGACUUUGGUAUUCUAAAGUUCUUUAUGACGCGAACUCACAAACCAAUUCUAAUGAGGUAAAAACACAAGAAAAGAAUGAAAAUCGAGAACCGAAUGAUCUGGUAUCGUUGCUACGUUGGUCUGGCUUACGUGUUUCCACUGAUGCCAAUUUGAUCGAGUCCGUCCACACCACAUCCAGCUUUUGCCCAAAAGGACGUUAUCACGUGGCUUUUGUUCGACGUCAUUCUUUUGAUUGCGGCACAAUCAUCGAUUCAGUACUGCUUUCUGCGCAGUAUCCCCCUGCCAAACUACGGCGUACGCGAGUACGGGGAACACUCCAUUGUGGUAUUAAAUUGAAACGACGUUGCACGGAAUCCAAUCGCAUUGGCGUCGAAAACCAUGUCGCCUUAUCUAGCCACCUCAUUCCAUCGCAUCUUAUCAAACCAACCAGUGCUGAAGAUGGUGUUUCUUGGUGUAUCGUAAGUCCAUCUCAAACUCCAGAACGUUUGUAUCAAGAACCAGCUGGCUGGUAUACGUCAUUUCAUUCGUAUUCGGUGGACGAUACACGAUCCUCUGCGAUGGUGCUACACUCAUCCAUUGCCGCACGCGUGAAACGCAUUCCGCAUGUGGCGGGACAAGAGACCGGGGGACCGUUGAACGGUACAGUUGCAACAAGUUACUCUCAGCUGGACGAUCUGAUGCUCGGUGACCUGACGGAUGAGGUGCUUGCACGCCCACGGAAUCGCGUACCACCGAGGCGUUUCGAUCUGACAGAUCCCGAUCUAGAAAUUGCUCUGAAGCGAAGCCUACUAGAACAAACUCCUUUGCGAAAGCGAAAAUCGGAGAGUGAUGUUACGGAUUCGAACGAAGGCGCCCCCGGUGAACCUCAGCCUGAUAACACUGACAAAAUACACAAUAUGACCAACAGUGAACAUAGUAAACGUCGUGAAAGAACCACCCAUGGAAGUACAUUCCGUAACCAUCGGAGUCAGUCUGCACCGCGCGUUGUUGUGGAUGAGACCAAGGUACCAGAGAAGCCAAUAAUCGAUUCCGGUCGAGAGACUCUUCCUUUGCGCGACACAUUACCUAAAAAAGCUGAACACAAUUUGCCAUCUUCAAAGGGUACAAAUCCUUGCGUUAAUCGUAUUGCCAACCGCCAAGGAAAAGAUCAGCUAUCCUGUACAGUUACAAAUACAUCCAAGUUCAUUCCGAAAUUGAAGUUGGCAAAAAGGAGUAACGGAAAGUUUAAGAUUCUCCAUUUGGCAAGAAAACGCAAGUGCGCUAUUAGAUCCCGUCAGAAUCUGCCUAUGAGAUUGCCACUAGAUUCGACUAGUCAAAAGAAGAUGGAACCUCGUGUUUCGGAAUCUGAUGCUUGCAUCCAACCGCUGACACCACUUGACUCGCGGGAACCAAAGCUUGAGUGGAAGAAAGCGGAAACCGUAUUGUGCUCAAGUCCACUGAAUUUGUCGACACACAAUCGAUUUACGGAGGCGACUGACUGUCCUGAAAUGAAAAUUUCCUCAACGGAUAUUCCACCGGCACUUCUGUGUAUGCAAGAUUUUACGGAUAAACAGCCAAUUUCUCAGGUUCACAAUCAAUACUUGGGACCUCCAGUCCUUGAUCGGGAACGACUAGUACAGCCUGAAAGUAAUGGACACUCAGUUCCACUAACAAUGUGGACUAAAUUGAAGAAUCCCCUACCAGCUCCGGAGCAAUUUACCAAAACUGGAUCGAAGAAGAACAUUCCGAAAAUCCUACCACAAACAUCAAUGGUCUCGAACUGUGACAUACUCCCAACUAUGCCCACAGACAACACGCCUCGGUUUGGGAAUGUUGUCGAAUCACAUUAUCCCGAAGACAGAGUACCUAGCCAACAUUCUAAUCCUCAACCAAGUCUUUCUACUAUGUACGUUCAGGUGCGAAACGAUCCAGUUGCGAAUUUUGGCCGGACACACCCAAGUAAUCACACAUCUAAAAUGAAUUCCCUGAAUGCGGUGGCACCACCGAACUCUAUUCAGUGCGCUUCCCAUCCCCACAUGAUGCUGACCGGAAUGAAUCCAUCCACGGAUUCCUCAUCAAUACGACCAUCUACUCUCAAUGGUGUCUGCUGUCCACCUCCAUUCGUACAAUCGAUUAACACCUCGAUAUCCGGAUUAACAUUUCCGGUUAAGCCACCUGUCCCGUACGCGAUUCCUCAAGUCACAACACCUGUUGUGUUUCCAAAUGUGGUCCCCACUUGGCCACCUAUGAUCCGUGCUCCUUGUGAUGUAGGUCAAGAAACACCCGUACAAAUGACUCCAACAUGGGCUGAUACAAUACCAGCUUCCAUGAACAAUGUGACAACAUCUAUGGGUAAAGCGGACGCAAUGAGUACUAUGUUUUUUCUUCAAUCAGCUAUACCCCCACAACCUGCAUACGGCUGUAACCUAAUGGGUCCCGGUUGGGCUCAACCGCAUGAUGUGAAUAGCCCUUGGCCUAUGGUUCAAUCCCUUCCUCCCGUGCAAUUCAUCACGUGA